This is a messenger RNA of Labeo rohita (rohu), 5814 nucleotides long. It is a transcript of the gene sorcs3a, whose product is annotated as sortilin related VPS10 domain containing receptor 3a. Gene Ontology annotation, cellular component: membrane. The record is from RefSeq and is a predicted model, not a curated record. NCBI's taxonomy places the organism in Eukaryota, Metazoa, Chordata, Actinopteri, Cypriniformes, Cyprinidae. Gene Ontology annotation, molecular function: protein binding.
CAAAGAUGGUGGCAUGCAUGCCAUGUGCUUUCGAGUUGGCUUCCACCAGCUGAUGAUCUAACAUUGAGAUGAAUGCUAAUACUAAUGGAUAGCUGUGUCCAGACGCAGCAGCGGCUUGGCUUGGAUUCAGUACCUCCCCUAUGUGCUGCCUUACUCCAUCAUCACAUCCCUGAACGUGAGCGGUGUAGCUGAGGAGCACUUCUUUAAAACCCGACACUUCGUUGGAGUUGCUUCCCUGCGCGUCUGAGAGUCGGAGGGAGGGGAGACGCAUUCCCCAAAAUCUCUUUUAACGAUGGAGACCCGUCUGGUUGUAUUCCCUGGCGCUCACUUUACUCUUUCUACCUGGCUAAUUCUUUCCUUCUUGUAUGUUUUUCCAAAUGUAAAGGCAGAUAUAAGUUGCGCGCCAUGUAUGUCGCCAAUGCAAGUGAAUUACGCAGGGGAUGAGCAUCUGCGUGACCCGCCUGAUUCUGGGAAAUAUCCGAGACAGGAUCAAAAGAAACCCAAGCUGAUCACAGGUCUUUACCAGAAUAUUGGAGUAUCUGCUGGACGAGAGGUGGAUGGUUUUCCAGGGAUCGCGCCGAAACUGGAAAGAAAAGAGGGGAUAAACUCCCGUGCGCCUUUGGGGAACUUCACCGAGUCCGCUUUAGACGAAGAAUUGUUUUCGGAUGAAUAUGUGAAAAGUGAAUCCGACUUGGAACCUGAGGACGCCGCAUUAGGGAGACUCAAAAGAAGCGUGCCCGAGUUUCUGGAGAACGUGCGGAGCGCUGAUGCUCGCUCGGAUGAGCAGAGAAAGACCUCCGGUCUGCGGGUGGACGGACAGAGUAAACGCGCCGAAGUUCGCUGGAACAGGGAUGAUGAGCAUGAUGCCAGAGUAUCGGAUUCCAGACCAGACGAACCCAAACUGACCAGCAGCACUUUUGCUCUGGCUGGAGACUCCGCGCACAACCACGCAGUCGUGUAUUGGACUGGGAAAAACAGCAGUGUGAUUCUGAUUCUCACCAAGCUGUAUGACUUUCACCUUGGCAGUGUAACGGAAAGCACUUUAUGGAGAUCAACCGAUUAUGGCAGCACUUAUGAGAGGCUGAAUGAUAAAGUGGGAGUCAAGACCGUUUUGAGUUACCUCUAUGUCUGCCCCACCAACAAAAGAAAGAUAAUGGUGCUGACUGACCCUGAGUUUGAAAGCAGUAUUCUCAUCAGCUCAGAUGAAGGUGCCAGUUACCAGAAGUACCGCUUGAACUUCUUUGUCUUAAGUCUUCUUUUCCAUCACACGCAAGAGGACUGGGCAUUGGCCUACAGCCACGAUCAAAAGCUGUAUAGCUCAUUUGACUUUGGCCGAAAGUGGCAGCUGGUUCACGAGCGAGUGACUCCGAAUCGCUUCUACUGGUCGGUAACCGGUCUGGACAAGGAGUUAGAUCUAGUGCACAUGGAGGCCCACACUCCUGAUGGCCAUUGUCAGUAUGUGACAUGUAGAGCUCAAGCCUGCUCUGAAUCCAGUAGGACAUAUCCAUUUUCUGGCUAUAUUGAAACCAACUCACUUGUCGUUCAGGAUGAAUACGUGUUCGUUCAGGUGACGACUACUGGCAGAGCAAGCUACUAUGUGUCCUAUCAAAGAGAAGCUUUUGUGCGCAUUAAAAUCCCAAAGUACUCACUGCCCAAGGACAUGCAUAUUGUGAGCACAGAUCAAGGUCAGGUUUUCACCGCUGUCCAGGAGUGGAACCAGAAUGAUACCUACAACCUGUACAUAUCUGACACGCGUGGGGUGUACUUCACCUUGGCCCUGGAGAACGUCAGGACCAGCCGUGGCCUGGGAGGCAACAGCAUGAUCGACCUUUACGAGGUAGCAGGGAUUGAAGGUAUGCUCAUCGCUAAUAGAAAGGUGGAGAACCAGGUCAAGACGUACAUUACUUACAACAAGGGCCGAGACUGGAGGCUUUUGCAGGCGCCCGCUAAUGACCUGGCAGGAAAUCCCAUUCAUUGUGUGCUGCCGUUUUGCUCGCUGCACCUACAACUGCAGAUGUCAGAGAACCCGUACCUCUCAGGCUCCAUCUCCACCAAGAGCUCGGCGCCGGGAGUCAUCGUGGCUACAGGAAAUAUUGGCUCUGAGCUGUCUUACAAUAAUGUGGCGAUGUUCAUUUCGUCAGACGCAGGCAAUAACUGGAGACAGAUUUUUGAGGAAGAGCACAACGUGUGGUUUUUGGACAAAGGUGGAGCUUUGGUUGCCGUGAAGCAGCCCACUGUGCCCACUAGACAUCUUUGGAUCAGUUUUGAUGAAGGCCGUCAGUGGACGCGUCACAGUUUCUCCGCCAUGCCGCUGUUCGUGGAUGGUGUUCUGGUGGAGGCAGGUGCAGAAAAUCAGAUCAUGACGUUUUUCGGACACUUCAGUCAUCGAUCUGAAUGGCAGCUUAUUAAAAUUGAUUACAAGGCCAUAUUCACCAGAAGGUGCACAGAGGGAGACUACCAAACCUGGCACCUGCAUAACCAGGGUGAGCCAUGCAUAAUGGGUCAAAAGCAGAUUUACAUGAAGCGGCGUCCCGGAAACUACUGCAUGGUGGGAUGGGACAACUCCAGGAUCCUGUCUGCAGAGCCGUGCAUCUGCAGAGCACACGACUUUGAAUGUGAUUAUGGGUUUGAGAGAAGAGGGGAUGGAAAUUGUCUGCCAGCAUUUUGGUUUAACCCUUCCACGUUGUCUCGAAGCUGCAGCCAAGGACAAAACUACCUCAACAGCACAGGGUAUCGCAAAGUGGUGGCGAAUAACUGCACGAAAGGAGUGAAGGAGAUGUACACGGCCAGGAAACAGCAGUGUCCGAACCGCCCCCCGCAAGGUUUAUUCCUGACAACCCGUGACGACAAACUCACAGCCAACAUGGGCAGCAAUGUGACCUUCCUGGUGCGACUAGAGGAGGGCGACUCUCUGAGGACAAACAUUCAGCUGGACUUUGGAGACGGUACGGCCGUGUCCUACUCCAAUCUGAGCUGGACGCAAGAGGGCAUCAGGCACGUGUACCGCAGUGCGGGCAUCUUCAGAGUCACAGCGUUGGCGGAGAACAGCCUCGGGUUCGACACGUCAUCCCUCUACCUGCAUGUGACGUGCCCUGUGGAGCAUAUUCAGCUGCUGGCUCCAUAUGUGGUCAUUAAGAAUAAGGAGGUGAACCUGACGGCAGUGGUCUGGCCUUCUCAUUUCAGAACGCUCACCUAUUUCUGGUGGCUGGGGAACAACACGGAGCCCAUAAUUACGUUGGACAGCAGUAUUUCAACCACGUUCAGUAGUGAGGGCAUGAUCACCGUCACUGUUCAGGUCUCGUCAGGAGACUCUAUACUGCAGGACACCAGAAGCAUCGCCAUACAAGAAUUCUUCAAAUCGCUUCUUUUAUCUUUCUCUCCUAAUCUGGACGAGGCCAACCCCGACAUCCCGGAGUGGAGACAGGAUGUGGGUCGAGUAAUUAAGAAGGCUGUGCUCCAAGUCGCUGACAUUCCCGAAGAACAGCUGCUGGUGGCCGUGUUUCCUGGCGUCCCGACUGCCGCCGAACUCUUCCUGCUUCCUCCCAGGAACCAAUCGGACGGCAGGAAACGCACCGAGGAGGAUCUGGAGCAGAUCUCAGAAAUCCUGGUCAACGCUUUGAAUCAGAUCUCUGUGGAGUUCGAGUUAAAACCUGGCUCCCGGGUCAUCGUUUACAUCACGCAGUUAACUUUAGCUCCACUGGUUGACUCCAUCCCGAGACACAGCAGUUCUGCUAUGCUGAUGCUUCUAUCUGUGGUGUUUUUGGGUUUAGCUGUAUUUCUCAUCUACAAAUUUAAGAGAAAAAUUCCUUGGAUUAACAUCUACGCAGAGGUGAACCACGAGAAAGAGCAGGAGAUGAUCAGUACGGUGGGCCAGAAUGACGCCACACCAAAAAUCACCCUGAGCGAGUUCUCCACCCAGAAAGAACUGAUGGAGAAAGAGCUGGAGGCCCGUGCCAAACGCGGUGUGAUCAGCACCUGUGAAAGCACAAGGGAGAUCCCGAACUGCACGAGUGUCUGAAAACGUCAGGAAAGAAGGUGGAGGCGUAUUGUAAUAAUGUGUACAGAGGUAUCACAAUUUUAAAGGUUGACAGGUUUUCCUUUUUGCUUUUUUUGUAAUUUCAAAACACUGUCAUUGUUAAUAGUUUUCUAAGGAGCUCAGAUUUGCAUGGGUGUCUUGUUUGUUACGAUCUGUGUGAAAAACAAGAUUAGACUUAACUGCUGUACAAGUCGCCGAAAACAUGCUUGGGUGAGAAAUUAGGACAUUUUCCAACAUUUGAAAUUCUGAAAGUUUUGUUCCGAAUAUUACAGAGCAACAAGCAUAAUGGAAAAUUGGGAAGGAAGCCACUGCUCUCUCUUUUGAGUCAAUUUAGCUGAAAAAAGUGGCUUUUAGUAUCAAACAAUUGUGAUUUUUGUUGGGUCGGAACUUAUUUAUGCCAAGUUCGUUUAACUAUUCAAACAGAUUUUUCACACAUUGUGAAGAGUGCAUUUAGUGUCUGUAUGAACUUAAUUUUUAGGUUUUUAAUCUCCUCAGUAGGUCAUCUCAUUUUUAUAUCUGUUGUAAUUUGAACUGAGGGAACAAAAUUGCAGCUGAAGCAUGCAAAGAAGCCAACAGUGUUUAUAUCCCUCUCUAUAUUACAGCUUCGCCUUCAUGUAAGCAAUCCUGCUCUGCGAUCUUCUUAAUUGGUGGUUGUUGAAAUAUUUGAACUUUUAAUUACACGUUUAUCUCACCUAUCUAGAUGUGGACUAAAAUGUGAAUUUUUCAGCUAAGAAGUGAGAUACCUUUCCAAAAGCACUGUGAUAAAAUGUCCAUUUGAAGGCAACAUUUUGUACUUCUAUAAAGCAGGAAUAUAACUACUAAGAAUCACGUCUCUAUAGCAAAACUUUUUUUGGAGCUCAAACUUAGUUAAAAUCCAUGAAAUAUCAUUGAGAAUGUUUUGUGGAAUAAAUCUCUUGAGAUACAACCAUAGACACAAUAGAGCUUGAUAUCUUUCUGAAAAAUUUUCUUUAAUUCUAACAUACCUUAAUGUAAUUUCUUGUAAGCUCCUGUUCGUGUGCAUUCCAUGAGGUUAUUUUACAUUCAACUUUUGUUUUUCAUAGAUAAAUGGCUUUCCAAAUCAUUUUGCUUCAUAAGUGAAUGCCUUACAAAUAAGAAUGCCUUUUGAACAAUGUGUAUUCAUCAUAAUAGCUGGCCAUUUAGAAUCAAAAAUUAAUUUAUAACAGUUUAACAGCCAUUUUCUUUUUUGUGUGCAUACAUUUUUUAAAUGUCUCAUCUCCCAGGGAUUGAAAAACCAUUGAACUGUACAAUAUUCUCAGUAGGUCUCCAGUUUUACUUUCUUUGUAUAUACAGCAAGUGUAUUUCAUUUCAUAUCCUUAUACUGUAAAUAUAAUUGUGAAGACUGGAGUUCACAGGACACAGUCUGCUACACAUUUCAGAAAAAGGGUGUUACGAAUCCAAACGGUGAUUCAUUGAUGUGCUGUAGAUAAGCCAGUGCUGUAAAUAGUUUUUUUAUUCAUUCAUUGUACACGAAAAAAGAGUAAAGAUGUAUUGCAUAUGCUUCAAUGUUGCCAUUUUGGAUUUUGACCUCAGAUUUAAAGUUGAACCUAUAGAGAGCAGUGUUUCAGUAUAUGGUUAGACAUUUUGUAUUGGAGUUGAUUGCCUGUGUCACACGAAAUGAUUAUAACUCAUGAAUAAUAAGCAGGUGGUUUCUUAGAUUCCAUUGUGAAUGUAAAUGUAUAGCAAUAUAUCAGAAUAUAAGUGACUUUGGCCAAAAUAACUCCCCAAGCAAUUAAAGGGUUACUCCACCCCAAAAUGAA